UUGUCGUCUUAUAACAGGAUUUCUCACUGGCGCGAAAAAACGCACUGCGCGGCUUCUCUUCCACAGGACGACCGCCUGCUUCCUGUUUGCCGUCUUUACAAAGAACUCACUUCAAAACAAAGAAACGCAGCUUCACGUAAGGACUCGACCGGUGGGAAUUGUCAAUGACCUACAUUUACUCGGUUAAAGAGGAUUUCAUAACCUUAAAGGAGGAUUGUUUAAUCAGCGCCAACAAUGGAGCUGGACUAUUACCAGCACUAUUUCUUCGAUGACUUUGACACUGAAGAGGAUUUUUACAAGUCAAUCGCGCCGAGUGAGGGCAUUUGGAAAAAGUUCGAGCUGCUGGCCACCCCUCCCAUGUCGCCAACCCGGACUCUGCAGGGCGGGGAUGAAUGCAUGUCGCCGGGAGACAAGCUGAGCUGGUUGUCCAAAGUCCUGGGUCAGGACGAGGAGUACAAGGGCAAUGGCUUGUUCGGCAACCUCAGCUCCAUCAUCAUCCGGGACUGCAUGUGGAGUAGUUUCUCUACCAGCAAGCAGCUGGAGAAGGUGACCGGCAGGCAGUUGGCACCGCCCCAGCGACCCGGAGCUGCUCCCGCGGAGACACAAGCACACCCGAGGCCGAGCAAAGCGCAGUGCGUCUCGGCCGGCGCUCCGCUCCCCACGUCGGCGGCAGACUGCGUCGACCCUGCGGCGGUUCUCACCUACCCGACCAGCAGCUGCAGGAAGCCGGCGUCGUCUGGCUCCGAGUCCCGGUCCGACUCCUCCGAUGAUGAAGAGGAAAUUGAUGUUGUCACCGUGGAGAGCAAACACAAGCAAGCCCGGCCAGCCAGUGUCCGUAAGCCAGUGACCAUCACAGUCCGUGCUGACCCUUGUCCCAGACGCUUCCACGCGUCCGUACACCGGCAGCAGCACAACUAUGCCGCACGCUCCCCAGACAGUGGGCCUGAACCCGAUGAGGACGACGAAGACGAUGAUGAUGAUGAGGAUGAUGAUGGUGAUGAAGAGGAGGAAGAGGAGCGCCAAAGUAAACGUAUGUGUUGUCCGAGAUCCAGUCAGCCCACCUCUCCCUUGGGAAGCCCUUUGAAUUCUGACACGGAGGACACGGACCGCAGGAGGAACCACAACUACCUGGAGAGGAAGAGGAGGAACGACUUGAGGUACAGGUUCCUCGCACUACGGGAUCAGAUCCCGAGUCUGCAGUCAGCCAAGACCCCUAAAGUGGCCAUCCUGACCCACGCCACGGAGUACCUCACAGAGCUUCACGCCAAGGAGAAGCGACAACUGCAAGAGCGCAAGCGCCUCAAAGCUCGACAACAGCGUCUUCUUCGCAGGUUAUCUGCAUUGAAGCGUUCUUGAAACUUCCAAAGAAACAUUUUAAAGCCACCUUUUUUAUAUGACAACAGGCCUCGAUGCGAACAGUUUUAUUUGGAAUAAUCUCAUUUAAGCCUGGACUUUUUGAUUUGACCUUGUCAUUGAUCUUUGUGUGCCUGUUUUAUUUGCACAGUUUUUUUUAAAGCGAGGUAACAAGAUAUUUUAUUGUUAUGCUUAGUUUGGAGCUGAGAGAAUCUAAUGUGUGAUUACCGGUGUGAUAUGUUCUUGUGUGGAAGUGGGCUGAGGUGACUUCAUUCCAUCAUUGCACAUAUUGGAGUGGAGUGUAAACGAGCCUUACUGUGUACAAACGAUGAGUGUGAGAGUUUGUAGUUUUGUUUCUGCGGCUAUUCAAAUUACUCUGUAAAUAAUAGCUUUUUUCUCCUGGUGGAGGAGCAAAAACAAAUUUAAGGUUCAUCACAAAGCUUUCCUCUUUUGUAUAAUUUGCCACCAGGCAUUAAGGAGCCUCUAUUUUGUUAAGAAAAAGCGGGGGAGGAGUGGAAGACAAAAAAGUUUGAUAAGUAGCACUGCUGUACUUUAUUCUCACAUGUCACUUUGUGAAUUCUCAAUACAUCUACUGAUAUUGGUUAAUCCAACAGCAACCUUACAUUUUAUACCCUAUUUGUAAACAAAGUAUUUGAUUUUUACUCACAUGGUAGACAUUUUUUGUGAAAAUUUGAGCUGUAAUGAUUUAUUGAGGUGAUGUAGAAAAAUCUCUUGUCUUUAAUCUGAUUAAAAGUUUUAACAGUGAACCCACUUUGUAGCGCAAAAUCUCUGUAAUGUCUCUAUUAAUGCAUUUUGGUCAGUUUGUCAAUUCAGACAUGAUGCCUAAAUUUUAGUGACAAAUUACCACACAAUAGCAUAGACAAUGGCCGCACUGUUGGAAUAGAGAACUAUUUCUUACAUAAUGUACAAUUCAAAGGUCCACAGUCAUAUGAAUGUAGCACAAAAUCCUUUCUUCAAAGUAUAUUUAAAAAUAGUGCUUUAAAAACCCACAUUACAAAAAGAUUUAUGCUGAAAUGCAAGAUGCAGCUGAACUCUUUUUUUGUUGAUAUUUUAAAACACAAUAUAAGUUAGGCAACAUGGUGGCCCAUGGGUUGGUGCGUGUGCCUCACAAUACAUAAGAUUCUGGGCUGGGGAUCUUUUUGUGUGGCGUUUGCAUGUUCUCUCUCUGACUGCAUGGGUUCCCUCGGGAUAUUUAGGCUUCCUCCCACCUCCAAAGACAUGCACCUGGGGAUAAGUUGAUUGGCAACACUAAAUUAUCCCUAGUGUGUGAGUGUGAAUGUUGUCUAUCUGUGUUGGCCCUGUGAUGAGGUGGCGACUUGUCCAGAAUGUACCCCGCCUACCGCUCAAAUGCAGCUGAGAUAGGCUACUGCACCCCCCGCGACACUGAAAGGAACAAGCGGUAGGAAAUGGAUGAAUGGAAGUUGUUGAUACCAACAUGUUGUCAAUGCCCUGGCAGAAACUAAAUGUUUCCCCUUUGGGUUGAAAUAAGCUAUGAAAAAAAAACGUUAGAAACGCGAGUAUAGCUCGUGGCCAUUUUUAUUUUGUAAUAGUAGCCCUCGGGGGUAAAAGAGUUGGAGACCCCUGAACUACAGUACUGUUACUGUUGCACAUUUGCAAUUAGGCAGUUGAUGCGGUUCUGACAAGCUGCUGAAUCACUAUAUAAACAGCAAGUUGCCCCCCUCGAGAAAUGUGAGUGCAAAAAAAUACCACAAUCAUAAAUCAAAAUGAGUAUCUGGUCCACACAAGUGUAUACAUGUUUUAGAAAGACCGACACUUUUUUGUGUACAUGAACAAUAUAUUAAACGUUUUUUAAUAAACACA
Molecule: messenger RNA, 3195 nt
Organism: Nerophis ophidion (straightnose pipefish)
Lineage: Eukaryota; Metazoa; Chordata; Actinopteri; Syngnathiformes; Syngnathidae
Product: protein L-Myc-1b-like
Exons: 3
Coding region: 235-1356 (373 amino acids)
Biological process (GO): regulation of transcription by RNA polymerase II
Molecular function (GO): protein dimerization activity; DNA-binding transcription factor activity, RNA polymerase II-specific; RNA polymerase II cis-regulatory region sequence-specific DNA binding
Source: RefSeq, a predicted model, not a curated record